Aspergillus caelatus is the source of this 300-nucleotide messenger RNA. RefSeq lists its product as uncharacterized. NCBI's taxonomy places the organism in Eukaryota, Fungi, Ascomycota, Eurotiomycetes, Eurotiales, Aspergillaceae. The record is from RefSeq and is a predicted model, not a curated record. The transcript is spliced from 2 exons. The coding region runs from base 1 to 300 and encodes 99 amino acids.
AUGCCUCGCAUGGUGUUUCGAAACUUCGAUUUUGCCCGAGCAUUUUCCCAAGAGUGGCAAAUCCCCUCUGCAGCAACCCUAAACGACUAUCUCGAACCCCAUCCUCAACCAGAAGAUCAGGAACGUGCUCGAAAGGGCCUUCUGAUUGGGUGCUAUCAGGGUCCAGUACCCUCGGAUGGCGUCUCGGCGGCACUUGGCGCCAAGUCCGCUCCUCUCGGCAUGCUGCGAGCGGAAGAUGAGCCCUCGACCAAUGUGUGCGAUGCCAGAGCUCACGUUCUCCUGAGUACCAAUCACCACUAG